AUGGUGGCUGUUCUGAACGAAAGCUGUGAGUACGAUGGCAUGGGCCCAGUCAGCCGCGAGCCGGGUCCAGGCCUUCGACCGAUUUCACUGCGUUCGCUGCAUUCGCCUUUGCCAUCACAGUUCUCCGUGCCCCCGUCGCCGGCCUCUUACGGCCAGUGCGCCCCGAGCGAGGACAGCGAGAUCCGCUUGGAGCUUUUCAGCGAGUCACUUCAGCGGCUGAGCCGUGAGGUUCGACGACACGAGGACCAGCAACUGGCCCAGCAGCGGCACAUGGUGAGGUUGGAGAGCACUUUGCAAGGCCUUCAGGAAGAUCAGGAAGUUCGGACAUCCCGGGCGCCGGUGGAUGUUUGCUUCGACUCCCUCUCUGCCAGGCUGCAAGCCAUCGAGCGAAGCCAGGCAGCCCUGGCCGCCGGUGCGCAACGCGCUCUGAGAUUGGCCCUGAAGACAGCGGAUGCACAGAAGUCUUUCUGCGAGAGCCAGAAUGAGGCGCACGGCCGCUGCGUGCAUGAGACGGCCCAGAGCACCACGCGGCUCCAGGCUCUGGAGCGAGCCGUGGUCGAAGUGGAGGAGCGCCUGGCAAAAGCGGCUGCAGGGACGGAGCUGUCGGGCUUCAGCGCACGGCUGGCUCACAACGAGGCAGCACAGAAGCGGCUGGAGCAGCGGAUGAAGCAGUUCGAGGCUGAGGAGCUGGAGGGUCGGUUCUCGAAGCUUGAAGCCGUGACGAAGGAACUCAGAACCCAGCUGCAGGAGCAAGCUCCCGCAGGCAGGGAUGCAAAGCAGGCCGAGGACGUUCAGAACCACCUGGCGCAGCUCGAGGCCUCCAUUUCAGACCAGGGACGGCAGCUGCGCGGCUGCCAAAGCCUCGCAGAUGAGAAUGCCAAGCAGCUGAAGGACCUCGACACAGCUAUGGCCGAGCUGCAGGGCGCAGCAGUGGCGGAAGCAUUGUUCGGAGGAUCUGCAGCACCUGAGGACGAUGCGCCUUUGAAGUCGGAUUCAGGCGCAGAGAUCGAAGCUCUGUCAUCUCAGCUGGCGCGCCUUGAGGAGCAGCUCGGUGCUGCCAGAUUGCCAGAGCUGCGUCGCGAGAUGGAGGAUUUGCGCAGUGGCCUUAGGGCGCCGGAGCCCGAGGCGGAAGCGCCCAUCGUCGAAGGUGUCAAAGUGGAGCCUGCAGCCAAAGCGAUUUUGGAGCUGCGAGGGCGCCUUGAGGACUUGGCAGAGAUCGUCGAUGAGCGCAAUCUUUCGCAGAUGCGACAAGUUGCAAGCCUCGUCCCGGAGUUGAAGGCACACGUGGAGCGCUUCGGCAAGCAGUGCGCGCAGUGCUCGGCCAAAACCGAAGCCUUUGAGGUUCGUUUGGAUCUCACCAGAACGAACCUGGACACGCAAGAGCAGCGCCUUCAGGCCUUGUCCGAGCGAGUGGAGAAAGGCUUGGUGCGGAGUUGCCUGCCUUCACCGGGAGCGUCUUGUGCUGUUCCGGGUGAGAAGCUUACGCUUUUCAACAAGCCGAAGCAUGUCCACUUCGCACCAGCAUCCUGCGGAGAUCAACUGCCCACGCUGCUGCCAAAGGAGCCUUUCUUCUCCAUGCAGAGCGCCAAGGUAUCGCAAAAGCUCGACGAGCUGUGUGCCAAACUCCCACCGAAGGAGCCUCCUGCAAAGAUUCAGGAGGAGGUGGCUCAGGAGGCACCCUCCGGCUCGGAGGAGAAGAUACCGCAGGACAUACCAGCUGACAAACCUGUGGUGGAGAAGACGCCGCCACCAUCGCCAGUGCGCAGUUCCAUCUCUGAUUUCACGGGCUGCUGA
Molecule: messenger RNA, 1794 nt
Organism: Symbiodinium sp. CCMP2592
Lineage: Eukaryota; Dinophyceae; Suessiales; Symbiodiniaceae
Source: the annotation of a GenBank genome assembly